Molecule: messenger RNA, 1787 nt
Organism: Ectocarpus sp. CCAP 1310/34
Lineage: Eukaryota; Phaeophyceae; Ectocarpales; Ectocarpaceae
Source: the annotation of a GenBank genome assembly
AUGUGCAACGAGGGAGAAAGCGAGGAACCGGCUGGGGAAGACAGCAACGAGAGCGUGUACGAAGCGGAGCGGGUCGAGUUUGGUCGUUGUAGGACUAGCCACAGCGGCACCGGAGCAGCGGCACCGGAGCAGCGGAACCGGAGCAUGCGGACGGCAUCGAACCGUGAUGCACGGACAAACAUCUGUUCUAUCUCUUCGUCGACGCCAGUGUGGACCCUGGCAACUGUCGGAGACACCGGUGCCUUGGCAGUAUUAUCCCACUGCCAGGGGAAGGCUAUUUCCUCUCGUGAUAUGUAAACGAGGAGAAAGAAGGGGGUAGAAAGAGAGAGUGGCCAGAGAGAGCAGAAGAAGGAGAGGAGAGUUACUGAGACGGUACAGCUCCCUCUAGCAAACAAACCUAGGGCCGUGUUCAUAGUAGUGCCCGUCCACCUUAUUGAUGGCGUCUGCCUCCGCGCACGAAGAAGAAUGACAGAGAUGGGCAUUGCUGCCUACACCGACGGCCUGGAGGCCCAAGCAUCUAUCUUUACCUUUGUACCUGACGCACCGGUGCCGACCCAACUCCACCACUACGGAGCCUCGCGGCGGGUGCGCCUCAGCAAGAAGGUAUCGGUACCUUGAGGGUGAGUCUAGCCCUGCUCGCUAGAAAGACCCUUUCACGCUAUGGGUCAUGCCUACAUAGACUACGCAAAACCUUGCCGAGGCAGCGAGGGGAAGAAAGUGAAAGGUGAUGUGUACUACUCCUGUUGUACUUCGAAAACACACAGCAAUCACCCGCAACGAAUACAUAUGUAGAUAUGGAGGCACGUGCAGACUACAGUUGAGUAUCCUGUUUAGUGCUGCACGACAGAAAAAAAAAAAGUACGCUGAAUAUCGCUUCCAACGGGAAAGCAGCCCCUUGUGGAAACCCCUAUGAUCAGGUGGCUCGCUUGGCAACAGACCUCCACACCUAGCACCGGCUCUUGAGGGCGAACGAGGGCAUAAACUGUCCAGAUUUAAGAAGAGGGUGAAAAAGUUGGACUUGAGCUAGAGCGUACGACCAUGCAGCAGCUCCAAAAUCAGAGUUUCAGUCAAACUGGGCUUCAAGAGAGCAAGUACGAUUUCUUCGAGUUCAAUUAUUCCACUCGGUGCUUUGCCAAUAUACGAGCCGAACAUGACUCGGGGAGUUUAGCUGCAGACACUCCAGUCCGUGCAUAAAGAUUUAAACGCCGCGGUAUCACAUGGUCAGGUGCAUAGGCGCGCCCGUAAAGAGGAUCAGAUCUUAUGCAUGGAUUAGAAGAGGCACCGAAGAUCCCACCCCACGAAUAAGCGUGCGCCUGGCUCAGCUGUACGUUCAAGAGUAACAUGUUGUUUUUGUAACUUUGGUCAGGUUUCGAAUGCAUGGACAAACGGCCGGUAUAGGUCGAGCUGCUGCUACAUGAAUCGUCAGAGACGUAGGUGGGCCAACAGGCUUGUGGGGUAAACAGCCCCACAGCUCUACCGGGUGCCGUGCUACUGUCGCUAUUCGACCAUUCUUGCAUUUUUUUCUUCGGGAAUCAGGAGAGUUGUGCACUGCUAGGUGAGGGUCCCGACUCCAACAGGCACAAGCGUGUGCGGUGCAACAACAGAGGGGCACCACCAACAGCAAUUUCAGUCCAAACCUAGCUAACGCCAUUCAAGAGUACUCCACCUAUAGUUGGUAUUGCAGCACAAUUCUAAGUGCUAUACAACCACAAGAUCAGCAGCUAGCAUAAUCGAUGCUCGGUGUUGCCGGCAACGUGCCAGGGCAUAAGCACGGUGCCUGUAUGUGA